Messenger RNA from Punctularia strigosozonata HHB-11173 SS5, 1341 nucleotides. RefSeq lists its product as uncharacterized. NCBI's taxonomy places the organism in Eukaryota, Fungi, Basidiomycota, Agaricomycetes, Corticiales, Punctulariaceae. Bases 1 to 1341 code for a protein of 446 amino acids. The record is from RefSeq and is a predicted model, not a curated record. The transcript is spliced from 7 exons.
AUGUAUAUGACCUUGCUUGAUCAGGAGAACGCUGCAGUCAAGCAGUCACCUCAGCCCGAGAUAGCCACACCUCCUGUGUGGACGCUUGAAGCGACGAGAUACUUCGCUCGGAAGAUCGCAACGUGGAUCCGCAAUACCCCGUAUCGCGGAAUGCGCGGUGCAAUCAGAGGAUCGGAGAAGUCGGUUCCAUUCAAUCUCGUCUACGAAAACCCACCCGUAAAUGCUCUUUCCCGUUUUGCGAGUCAAAUCGUUUCUUCUGGAGAUCACGAUGAUAGGAAUAAGCCGUCGAAAGCGGAGAGACUCCGGGAGCUGGUGGCAAAAUACUCGCCUGACUUUCCGGGUCACGAAAGCGUGUUGUGUUCUUCCGGCGGUAGAGAAGCGGUUAUGAUCACCAGAACCACGGGAGGGCUCGGCUCGGCUGCAGUUCAUGAGCUGUUUGCCUGUGAAAAGGUCGCACAAGUGUACGCGCUCAAUCGGCGGUCGUCCAAGAAUCAAUCCCUGCGGGAACGUCAGAGGAGCAUCCUGCGAUGCCGCGGCCUCAUCGUCGAUCUAGUUGACUCGGACAAGGUUUGCCUUCUGGAGGUUAAUAUGGCCUUGCCUAGAUUUGCCCUUGACGGGAAGCUGUAUGGGGAGGGGAGGUACAUGCGUUCUUCCGUUACCAGAAUUAUACACAACGCAUACCCAGUCGACUUUAACAUCUCGCUCUCGUCGUUCAAGCCGCAGCUCUUGAUCGUGCGCAACAUCAUAGAUUUUGCCCUAUCUUCCCAUCUAGCAACACCCCCGGCGAUCAGAUGCACGAGCAGGAUUGCCGUCUUAGGUGGUACGCUGCAUGUCAUCUCUCUCUUCACGGUACUUCACCUCAUCCCCUCGGUACCUGCUCGUCGCGUUGAGCCCGCGAAGGAGACGCCGUUAGAAGUUCCAUCGUCCGCGAUAUGGAACGGAUAUUCCGAGUCGAAAUGGACCGCGGAGCGGAUACUUCAGCGCGCAUCUGCCGCAGUGCCCGCGUUGAGAACCACAGUGGUUCGCGUGGGCCAGCUCGCAGGUGGGAAGACCGGGGACUGGAAUACGGCUGAAUGGCUGCCCUCGCUAAUCGCGUCAGGCGCGAAGGUUCAGUGUCUGCCGAGUCAGCCCUCGUUUACCCUGGCCGGCAUUGACAACAUCGCUCCGGUGCUUCAUCUUGCCCAUCCGCAGCCCGUCGCGUGGGAUAUGGUCAUGAAACACGUAUCUGAGCGGCUCGGCGUGCCUUUGAUAUCUUACCCCCAAACGCCCUUGACCGAUCCCACGAAGACGGAGCUCGAACAUAUGCGAGACCACCCGGCGACGCGGCUGCUUCCGUUUUGA